Molecule: messenger RNA, 881 nt
Organism: Linum trigynum
Lineage: Eukaryota; Viridiplantae; Streptophyta; Magnoliopsida; Malpighiales; Linaceae
Source: the annotation of a GenBank genome assembly
GGCCAUAUUGCUCACGUGCACGGCCGUGCAGCCUCCCUGGUCUGCCCGUGCAGCUCCCCAAAAACCUCGCCAUUCGUCCGUUCUUCGUCCAAUCGACCCCAGACUCGCUCCUAAGCCUUCAUUCACGUACUAGGACCUGAAACAUCACAAACAAGCACAACCUAGCGUGAAAUCGGCCUAAAACACGAGAAUCAACACCUCAAACGGUGUAAGAAUGGGGGUAAAAACAUGUGUAAAUGACGGUCUAUCAAUGCUGACAUGGCGUUCCUCCGCACAGUGGGUAAAGACCUAGUGGAACGCGGGAAAGCCGUGGCACCAGCUCUGCGGGUGGUUAGAGCAAGUACAAUGCCGACUCUCGUCAAAGGGGCUGAACAAAUGCGACGUGAGGAUGCGGCCAGGCUCGCCACUGACCCCACUCAUGCGGAGAUAGAAGCACAGGCUGAGCUGCAAGCAGUGCAAAGCUUUUUCAUUCGGGUCUACACCACUCUAUCCCGCAUUGCCCAGCAGCUCACCGAUCACGAGCCGUCCGACUCCUAAAGAAUUUCUUUUAUGCAUUUCGGAAUUUACUUUGGAUUUUUUGUUUUGGCAUCGUUUCUCGAAUUACUCCUAUUUGCCAUGUUAACUCGACCUAUGAACAACUUUUUUUGCUCAUCAUUGUUUAUCUAAUUUUGGCAAACGGCCGCUCUCUUUUCUUUAAUCUGUAACGUCGCUCUAACCUCGACGGCUGUGUUUGAGCAUGGCUGACUGGCUAGUUCUAGCCACGAUAGCCUUCUUGAUUUUUCUCAUGCCAAGUACCGAAUCGUCCAUGCCCAACAACGCUGUUACCCAUGCCUACUUCUCGUGCCAAAAACAGCUUCGUUUGAUAAAGUUGGAACAUUUUG